This is a messenger RNA of Rasamsonia emersonii CBS 393.64, 1239 nucleotides long. Its product is annotated as G1/S-specific cyclin Cln1. The record is from RefSeq and is a predicted model, not a curated record. The coding region runs from base 1 to 1239 and encodes 412 amino acids. NCBI's taxonomy places the organism in Eukaryota, Fungi, Ascomycota, Eurotiomycetes, Eurotiales, Trichocomaceae. The transcript has 2 exons. Gene Ontology annotation, cellular component: nucleus; centrosome; cyclin-dependent protein kinase holoenzyme complex. Gene Ontology annotation, biological process: mitotic cell cycle phase transition; regulation of cyclin-dependent protein serine/threonine kinase activity. Gene Ontology annotation, molecular function: cyclin-dependent protein serine/threonine kinase regulator activity.
AUGGCAUUGAACCAGCGUCCCACAUCCAGUCAUCAGCCUUGCGAUACCUUCUUCGUCGAAGAUGAUGUAACCCGUCGUGUCGACCCCAAGGAACAUGCCAAGCUCAUUGCUCGGGAGCGUCAGUAUGCUAUUGCCGACCAGCUCUCGACCGUCGCCAAGGAUGAGUACCUGGAUGAUGUGCUGGCCCAUAUGCUAGAGAUGGAUGCUGCCACCCUGCCCGAUGUCGAGUCGAUCGAUAUCCAGACGGAGAUCCAAUGGUUCAUGCGUCCGUAUCUCCUCGACUUCCUGAUCGAAGCCCAUGCCGCGUUCCAGCUUCUUCCCUCCACGUUGUUCCUGACCAUCAAUCUCCUGGACAGGUACUGCUCGAAGCGGGUGGUGUACAAGCGGCAUUAUCAAUUGGUUGGCUGUGCGGCCCUUCUCAUUGCGGCCAAGUACGGUGACAAGAAGGAGCACGUGCCCACGAUCCGGGAGCUGAAGUCGAUGUGCUGCUCGCUGUAUGACGAUGACAUGUUUCUCCAGAUGGAGUGGCACGUGCUGCAGACGCUCGGUUGGACCAUCGGGCACCCCACGGUUGACAGCUUCCUGAACAUCGCGCUGCUGGAUGUCCCCUACGACCCGGAAGUGGAGCAUCUCGCCAUGUACAUCCUCGAGAUCGCUCUCUUCCACCGGGAGUUCGUGUCCAAGCCCUCGGCGGACCUUGCCAAAGCGGCCCUGGCGCUCUCUCGCUGCAUCCUGAACCGGCCUCAGCCUCGCCACACGGAAUGGGCGUCGGACUACGAUUCGGCAACGUUGGUGGGAUUGUCGCAGCAGCUGCACCACCCGUCGCAGGUCCUGUACCGGAAAUACUCGUCGGCCCACUACUCGCGGAUAUCCAAGCUGCUGGAACAGUUCCUGGCGCGGCAGGCGUCCAUUGCCAGCUCGUACACACCCCCAACCCCGCCCAGCGAGACACCGGCCGAGUCCAACAACAAACCGUAUGCAGGCGAGGUUGGCUUGGCCACACCGCAGAAGUCUCAAUACCCGAAUGGGUAUCUCACGCCGCCAAUCACGCCGGAGAAUGAGGGAUUUAGCAACAACAAUAAUAACAACAAGGGAGGCGCUGCUGCCUGUCCGGCCUCUCCUACACCGCCCCCGAAUGGUUCAUAUUCGGACACGCAGAUGUACGAUGCGGAACCUGUAUAUGGGCAACAUCAGCAAUACUCCCAGCCGAGUCAGAUGAGUUUCAGCUCGGGCUACUGA